Molecule: messenger RNA, 890 nt
Organism: Strongylocentrotus purpuratus (purple sea urchin)
Lineage: Eukaryota; Metazoa; Echinodermata; Echinoidea; Camarodonta; Strongylocentrotidae
Exons: 2
Coding region: 204-737 (177 amino acids)
Molecular function (GO): monocarboxylic acid transmembrane transporter activity
Source: RefSeq, a predicted model, not a curated record
AGGACGAUAGUGGAGAGUGCAUUUCGGAGCAAACAGGUUUGAUUCAAAACGAGAGCCGUUGCAAAAGUAAGCAUGAAACAUCAACGAAUGCACGCUCAACCUUGACCACACCCUUCUUUCAGACCUGUAAAGGAUCUGGCGGAAUACUGAACGAAGGUAUCUUUCUUUUCUCAUUGCCUAUUAACUUUUUGGAAUAUUACACCAUGUAUGCAUGGAUGCUUUUUCUGGUCCCCCACGCUGAACAUAUUGGCAUCCCUCCUUCCAAAGCAAUCUUCCUCUCUACAAUCGGCGGUAUAGGGGGCAUCAUCAGUCGAACCAUGUUCAUCAUCCUCGUAUACAAAGGGAUCAACGUCUUUGUUGUCUACAUUGCCAUAGGUGUCAUAUGCACAAUAUCCUUUCUGUUAGACUUCACCAGUUCUGUAUACGAGGUGCGUGCUACAUUGGCCUUUGUCCAAGGGUUCUCCUUUUUCAUCGAGGAUGCAAUUUCGGCGACUUUAUUCAAGGAAGCAGUCUUUGACGAUAGAAAUGUUAAUAUGGCCAUUGCUCUCAGUUCCUUCAUGGGAGGACUAGGGGCAACAUGCGCAGGAACAUUUACAGGUUAUCUGUUUGAUGUCACCCAGUCGUUUACGAAGGUGUUCAUCAUCGUCGGCUUCAUCCACGCCGUCAUGACCGUCCAUCUCUUCAUCGUAGCGAUCCUCAUCAAGAGACGACGGAUAAGAAAUAAGCUUUCAGUUUAAAAACAAGUGCGAUUUAGGGGAGGGGGUUCAACCUCCCCACCUUCCCCGUUUUGGAAACCCACGAUUUAGGACACAAGUUUAAACAUUAAUUUGUUUCCUUCUAGGUAUUUGUUUUUAUUCUUUUUUUAUUUAUUCAUUUUUAUAUUGAUUACU